UUCCGUUUACGCAGGGUGAUCUGCCACGACGCGCGCACGACGCAUCCUCAAUUGACCUCCAGCUGCCUCAGCUGCUCCUGUGCAUACGCGCCCCGCCGCCCGCAGCGAGAAGGACGAUCGACGAACUCGGAUGAGCAGCUUAUCCGGGCGCAUCACCGAAGGUGGGCGGCCUUGUCUUCUCUUUCGAGCGAUUGUUGAUCGGGCGCGCGGCAUCCUCUCGGACGUAAAUGCGGACGGGCAUGGCGUUGUUUAUCGUGCUUGUUGAAGCGCGGGGGACGAUCCCUCAGCCUCUGCAGUUAGGCCGCGCCACUCUGUCCCGGUUGUCGGACCGCUUUCUUUUUUCUUGCGAUUCGGAGGGUCCAUUUUUUGACAAAAUUCGCAGGAUUGUGAGUGGCGAUCCCCCUUGUCAUGCAAGAGGGAGGUCCAGGGCCCCGGGUCCCCAGGGGGUACGACUGCGCCGGUGGGACAUUGGGAGGCCAUUGAGUGGGCGUUCCCCCGAGAACGGGCCGGGCCCCGCGCCGUCGCCGCGGGAGAACGGUGCGGGCGGUCCGGCCCGAUCCCAGCUGGAGGGCUUCCCCGCGCCGCCAUAUAAGCCGAAGUCGACGAUGCCGUACGAUUCCCAUCUAUCUCCUGCCGCCGACGAUCAGCUCAACUCUCGUCCCCCCACUCACUAACAAUGGUUGCGAACGGUCACAAAGUCUCCCGCCCGCUCAAGCCGGGCAUCUACGCCCCCAUCCCCACAUUCUUCAAGGCGGGCUCGGAGGACCUUGGUGCG
Messenger RNA from Schizophyllum commune H4-8, 775 nucleotides. RefSeq lists its product as uncharacterized. Lineage: Eukaryota; Fungi; Basidiomycota; Agaricomycetes; Agaricales; Schizophyllaceae. Bases 228 to 674 code for a protein of 148 amino acids. The transcript has a single exon. The record is from RefSeq and is a predicted model, not a curated record.